Messenger RNA from Penicillium taxi, 1770 nucleotides. RefSeq names its product asparagine synthetase domain-containing protein. Gene Ontology annotation, molecular function: asparagine synthase (glutamine-hydrolyzing) activity. Lineage: Eukaryota; Fungi; Ascomycota; Eurotiomycetes; Eurotiales; Aspergillaceae. Bases 1 to 1770 code for a protein of 589 amino acids. The record is from RefSeq and is a predicted model, not a curated record. The transcript is spliced from 2 exons.
AUGUGUGGGAUAUUUUUUUCCCUGUCAUCAACACCCACACCACCAACCCAGGAAACAAAGGUCCUCCUUGAGACACGCGGCCCUGAUAGCUAUCAGUUACACACUGUGCGCAACGAGGCUACACAACAUGACGCGUCCGAAUCCCUAACCUACUAUUUGACCUUCAUGUCAACCGUACUGUCCCUCCGAGGUGACCACGUGUAUUCGCAGCCUCUUGUAGAUAAUAGUACGAAGAGUGUGCUCUGCUGGAACGGAGAAGCCUGGAAGAUCGCCGGUGAGCGUGUUUUAGGCAAUGAUACCGAGCAUAUUUUUGCUUUAUUUUUAAAUGCCGUGAAUUGUGAUGAUCAGAAACAGGCUUCUCAUGGGCUAGCUGAUGCUGUUGCAUCCAUAUCUGGGCCAUUCGCCUUUGUCUUCUAUGAUGCUACUCAUUCACAAGUUUACUUCAGCAGAGACUGCCUCGGCAGAAGGUCCCUCCUACAAGGUUGGAACGAUGAUGGAAGCUUGAAGCUAUGCAGUUUAUGCGAUGGGUCUUCAGAGGCUCAUUACGAAGAAGUUGGCUUUGACGGUGUCUACACCAUUGAUCUUGAUACAUUAUGUGAUCCAUCAAGGUCUCUCCAGAGCCAGUGCAAGAUUGAGGCUUUACCAUGGACCUCAGAUCCUUCACCCAUUGCUGGUCACAUCAGAAAUCCAAUUCCGCCAAUGAACAUGUCAGUGCCAGACACUCAGCCUCCAGCCCUUGAAGUUAAUUCUCCAUUUGUCCAAGAGCUCGAGUAUAGACUUCGACAAUCCCUUGCACUUCGAAUUCAAGAUGUACCAGAACCACCAGGUUAUGUCCAAGGAUCUAGUACCAAAAUUGCAGUGCUGUUUUCUGGUGGUCUGGACUGCGCACUGCUUGCCCGUCUCUCGCAUGACAUUCUACCAUUGAAUGAACCGAUUGAUUUGCUAAACAUUGCAUUUGAAAAUCCCCGUGUCGCAGCUGCGGCAAGAUCAAACCAGCAGAAAACUCUGUCCACCACUUCUACCCCCGCCAUGAUCUACGAAGCUUGUCCCGACCGGAUCACCGGUCGAUCAGCCUUUGCUGAGCUAAAGAGUACAUGCCCUGGCCGCAACUGGCGCUUUGUUGCAAUUGAUAUCCCUUAUACAGAGACCUUGGCCCAUCGAGACACCGUCAGGCGACUCAUGAGACCCCACAACACAGAAAUGGACCUUUCCAUCACAUGUGCUUUGUACUUUGCGUCACGUGGUCAAGGCACACUAACCACAUCCACUCCCACCAACUCAGAAUCAGAACCUGGAACUUACACAACUUCAGCGCGAGUCCUUCUUUCUGGCCUCGGUGCAGACGAGCUCUUCGCUGGCUAUGGCCGCCAUGGCAUCGCCUUCAACCGGUCCGGGUUCGAAGGUCUUCUUAACGAGAUCAAACUUGAUGUCAGCAGGCUCGGACAGCGCAAUCUCGGUCGCGAUGACCGUGUUCUCUCCCACUGGAGCCGUGAGACACGCUUCCCCUACCUCGAUGAGGAGUUCGUCGCGUGGGUUCUCCAUGCCCCAGUCUGGAAGAAAUGCGGCUUCGGACUUGCAGACACGUCAGUCAGCAAUUCCCCGGAACAAAGCACAGCUGGCAUCGAUGCAGAAAAAAUGGCUCUUCGUCUGGUUGCUCUCCGGCUCGGGCUACAGAGUGUUGCACGCGAAAAGAAACGCGCUAUACAGUUUGGUGCCAGGACAGCGAAAAUGGAGAAAGGUCGAACUAAAGGCACCGACACUCUGAGUUAA